Molecule: messenger RNA, 987 nt
Organism: Stereum hirsutum FP-91666 SS1
Lineage: Eukaryota; Fungi; Basidiomycota; Agaricomycetes; Russulales; Stereaceae
Product: Alpha/beta hydrolase fold-3
Exons: 8
Coding region: 87-857 (256 amino acids)
Molecular function (GO): hydrolase activity
Source: RefSeq, a predicted model, not a curated record
GCGAAUAUAGUAUUGUAAAUCACAAAAUCAAGUCGAUCAAUCGUGGGGAGUUCGAGAUACGAUGCCUUGUUCCUACUCCUGCUGGAAUGAGUGAAGAGACGUUCCCCCUGUUAGUCUGGUAUCACGGGGGAGGAUGGGCUGCUGGACACAUGGACCAGGAUGACUACGACCUCCGGAUGCUGUGCGUCAAAGUGGGCAUUUCUAUAGUCAACGUAAACUACAGGAAAGCACCAGAGUGUCCGUUUCCAACCUUCAUGGAAGAUUCGUAUGCGGCGCUCAAAUGGGCACUCACCAACGCGGCCGAGCUCCAUGCGUCCCCCGCUAAAGGAUUCAUCAUUUCCGGGCAGUCGGCAGGUGGAGAGAUUGCCGCUGUGCUCUCACAUUGGGCUAGGGACGACCCGUUCUUUCAGGGAGAGGGCAGAUGCCUGACCGGACAACUUCUGCAAUGUCCUCUGGUCUUGCAUCCACUGGCCUCUGAGAAUACGCACUACAAAGACGAAUUGCGGUCGAUGGAACAGUUCAACGAUCCAAAAUCCCCCAUGGCGAACGCAGACGACAUCCGUUGGUAUUCCGGAUUGACGGGAGCGGGUGCGAGGGACCCCAACUUUAGCCCCAUCUUAUUCACGUCGCACUCCAACCUUCCUCCGAUGGUCAUAAUGAUUUGCGGGCUGGAUGCUCUGAGAGAUGAAGAGUUUCUGUAUGAACGUGUACUGAGAGAAGCAGGCGUUAAAACCAAGACAUACAUGUAUCCAGGCCUUCCCCAUUGCUUCUACAUGUUUAUGAGGCACAUCAGUAUGUCUCAACAGUUCAUGAAUGAAUACGUGGAGGGAGUGAAAUGGUUGCUAGAACAAACAUAAGUUCCGGCUUCAUAUCAGAAUCAUAAGGUCAGGAUGCAGUGGUAACUGCCACUUAUGCAGCAUGCGCGUAAUUCAAACAUGUAUAUACUUACAUCAGUACUGGUAGCGGAGGAAAAUACACUCCGCCGGC